Tripterygium wilfordii is the source of this 1265-nucleotide messenger RNA. Its product is annotated as plastid division protein PDV1-like. Gene Ontology annotation, biological process: chloroplast fission. Lineage: Eukaryota; Viridiplantae; Streptophyta; Magnoliopsida; Celastrales; Celastraceae. The transcript is spliced from 2 exons. The record is from RefSeq and is a predicted model, not a curated record. The coding region runs from base 112 to 900 and encodes 262 amino acids.
AUCGAAACGAGGAAACCAAAGGUACCAAACACCAGGCCCCGCCAACCAAACCCUAACCAACUUUAAGAACAGUCUGCAUUACUCUUCUCAAAUUUUCCCUCACUUUCCCACAUGAAAUGGGAUAUGGAGAUCGACGAAAUCGAAGCGGUGCUAGAGAAAAUUUGGGACAUUCACGACAAGCUAAGUGACGCAAUUCACUCGACCUCGCGGGCUCACUUUCUCAGCUCCAUCAAAUCAUUGACUAGGAAGUCGGAGAAGAAGCAGAAUAUGUACGACGACGUUGAGAACAAGAACCGGUCCGGUUUCGUUUACGUCAAGGACUUGCCGGUUGAGGAUGCGGAAUCUGCGAUUCAAGAGGCCAAGAGUCUUAACGCUAUACGGACUGCUCUCGAGAACCUCGAGGACCAGCUCGAGUUUUUCCAUACUGUACAAAUGCAGCAGCGUGCUGAGAGAGACGCUGCAAUUGCACGCUUGGAACAGAGUAGAAUAAUCCUUGCAUUGAGAUUGGCUGAACACCAUGGUAAGAAAUACAAAGUAAUUGAAGAAGCCAUAGCAUUUGUGGGCAGUGUACGCGAUACAGGUUGCUUUGCCACGCCUGAAAACCUGUAUGGUGGAUCUGUAAGUCCUGAUGAUAAUCUUCCAGUGAAGGGAGGGAAGAAUUCUAAUAUAGUGAUGAAAGUUCUCAUAUCAAGUCUCAGUUUUAUAAGAAAAUCCCUUAACUUGGAUAGCAUGGGUGGUAUAGUGGGGAAUGCUGCCUUGCUUGCAGUUAGCAUGGUUGCAGUUCUGAACCUGAAUCAGGCAACCUAUAGAAACAGAAAUCUAAGUAAAACCUCUCAGCACGAAGGGUCUUCAUCUAGUGGCACUUUGGGUCACUUAGAUGUGAUGAUGGCUAGGGGUUGAUGUGAUAGCGUGAAUUUUUUUGGCAGUUACAACAAUUUACAGAGGUUAUGUUGUUGUCUUCAUACCAGAAAAAGAAAAUUCCUUAGUGUGUCAUUGUUUCUACAAAAAUUUGGAGAUUUCGGUGAGUGUCAGGUUGCAAACUUCAAUCCUCCUUGUUGUAGAAAGGCUUGGAUUCUUGUGGUUGUAAAUGUGUUUGGUCGACUUCUCUGGUUGUAUUCAAAUUGUUGGUUCAUCCCCUUUUGCAUUUUCAAAUUGUGUAUAUCCCACUACGUUUUGUGUAUGUUGAUGCGCUACUUUUAUCACUUGUCAAGACUAGUUGAAUAGCGAUGUUCUUACGCUGUUACAUUGUUUGUAGCAUUGUUCUA